Molecule: messenger RNA, 5862 nt
Organism: Naegleria lovaniensis
Lineage: Eukaryota; Heterolobosea; Eutetramitea; Acrasida; Naegleriidae
Exons: 1
Coding region: 1-5862 (1953 amino acids)
Source: RefSeq, a predicted model, not a curated record
AUGAAGCAAAGCUCAGUUUCUAAUCCUUCCUCAACAACAGCCAAGCAAAACAACCGGCAGCAUUCACCAAGCCAAGAAGCGCACACGAGCAUAGGACACGACAUCUGUUGUGAUCAUGAUGAUGAGGAGAUAUCCCGUCAUGUUAUCUUGUCUGACACUCUUAUCAACAACAACAAUACUGCUGCUAUGCAGCAACAAUUUCCCAUCAACAUGACCUCUACAGCAACAUCCAGGUCUCAUGAGUGUCAUGGUCAUCACAGUCAUUACCAACAAACAACACUACAAGAACGACACCACCAAUAUACCAAUCUGAAUCAUGACAACAACACCCUACCACACCAUUCAACCACUAACCGCCAUCAUCAUACCCUCACAACAACAACAACACUUUCUUCUUGUCAUGAUUUCAACAAUAACUUUAACCACUAUAAUGUCUCAUCGGAUGAUAAAAACAUCUCUUCUUCCUUCCUCUCACUACUGCCCCACAAUAUUCUCACUACUACCACAACGACUACUACAACUCACUCUUGUCUGAGCAGACACUCCCAUCACUCUACUUUUAGAUUCUUCUUUUUCCUUGUACUAUUUCUAAUUUCUCUAAAUUGUCUAUUCUCAAUAGACACUCAUCGAUGUGAGUUAUUGGGAUUCUUCAGGGCAUCAGAAGGAUCAUCAAGAAUAAUUCUUUCAUGGCCUCAUUCUCAAUCGAUCAUGAUGAUGAUGGUACAUGCACAAGAAGUGAUGAAUUCUCAUGAGAUACCUCCUCAACAUUGGAAUCAUCCUUCAUUAUCAUCACCGUCGUCAUCAUGUUUAAAUGAUUGUAUGAACGAACCAUUACAUCAUGAUGAUGACAAGGAUGACAAGAUUCAACCACCUGUGGACAUGGUCCAUUCUUCUCGUUCGAGUCUUGUUCAAGAUGCGACAGCCAAUAACAAGUGUUAUGGUAAAGAACCCACAGAACCAGAUGUAUGUAGUGGACAUGGUACAUGUGUGGCUCAGAACACAUGUGUCUGUACGGAUGGUUAUACUGGACAAAAAUGUCAAUUUCCUCCCGAUGAUCCAGAUGCUAACAAGUGUUUUGGAAUUGAAUCGAAUGAUACUGCCAAUGUGUGUAAUGGACAUGGUCAAUGCAUUGCCAAGAAUACAUGUCAAUGUAAUGCCAAUUAUACUGGUCAGCAAUGUCAAGACUUGAUGACUGAUCCUGAGGCUCAAAAAUGUUUUGGAAUUCCUGCCAAUGAUACUCUCAAUGUGUGCAGUGGAAAUGGACAAUGUGUCGCAAAGAAUACUUGUGAGUGUUAUUCCAAUUAUGAGGGACAACAAUGUCAAUUCUAUCAUGACCCUGAUGCUAACAAGUGUUUUGGUAUUGAAUCGAAUGAUACUGCCAAUGUAUGUAAUGGACAUGGUCAAUGUAUUGCCAAAAAUACAUGUCAAUGCAAUGCCAAUUACACUGGUCAGCAAUGUCAAUUCUAUCAUGACCCUGAUGCUAACAAGUGUUUCGGUAUUGAAUCGAAUGAUACUGUUCAUGUCUGUAAUGGAAAUGGACAAUGCAUUGCCAAAAAUACUUGUCAAUGUUAUCCCAAUUAUGAAGGUCAACAAUGUCAAUUCUAUCAUGAUGAUCCAGAAGAUACUCACAAAUGUUUUGGUAUUUCUGCCAAUGAUACUCUCAAUGUAUGCAAUGGACAUGGAAUUUGUCUCUCUAAAAACACUUGUCAAUGUCAUGUUGGAUUUUAUGGUCAACAAUGUCAAUUUGCGUUUACAUGUUUUGGUGAAACUCAUUUGAAUGGUAAAGCAUGUUCCAAUUUACAAGGAAAUUGUACCAAUGAUAAUGUGUGUGUCUGUAAGAGUGGUUAUACGGGUUAUGAUUGUGGAGUGGUAUUGAUCAAUUCUUCAAGGAUUCAAAUCACGACAUUGGCUCAAAAUAUUCUCAACACUUCAUCCUCUUUGAAUUCAACAUGGAUUUCCAUUCAUGUGAAUGAUGAGAAUUCUCAUUUCAAUACAUAUUAUGAUCAGAAAAGUGGUAGGAUGGAUCGAUUGAAAUAUCACUUUCGAUUGAUUCAAAUGAAAAAUUCAACAAGUGUGAUGGAAGAAGAAUUGAAUGCACAUUCACCUUCUCCUUUAACAACAACAUCAACAUUAUCAACACCAACAACAACAACACCAACACCAACAACAUCAACACCACCACUAUUAACCAUUAUUGAAUUUAAUUUGACUCAUUCCACAUUUAAUUUACUCUCAGUCCUAUUGAAUCAUUCCAUCCAGGAAUUACCACUUGGUACCUAUGCAUUACAUGUCUCGAUCAUGGAUUCGAAAUAUGAUUUGGAAUGUGGAUCACAUAUUCAAAAUAAUCUUUUCACACUCAUUUCCAUUCAACAAGUAGUAUUGUCCAUCAAUCAGAAACAACAACAAGAAUUCAUUUCCAAACUUUCCAUUCGAGACAUUUAUGAAAUGACCCAACACGUAUUGAAUCAAGAACAUGAACAUGAACAACAACAACAACCAUACACCACGAAUGAAAAGACUCUUCUCGUGAGUGCCAUUACUCAAUCAUUACACAAUCGUUCGAAAAGUGCUUCAAUCGAGGAAGGUAUUGAAAUGACCAAGACGUUAAGGACCAUGACACAGAGUGAACAUUCCGAGUACAUGACCUCUCAAUCGAAAUAUACCGUUCAUGAAACUCUUAAUACGUAUUCCAAUGCUUUAUUACAAGAUUUGAUGGUGGUUAGGAAUGUUCAUCAACAACAACAACCUGAGAUUCAUUCCAUUGCAUUGAAUAUCAUUGAAACUGCUUCGAAUUUGGUUCAAUUAAUGAAACAAGAAAAGAAUCAAUCAACAUCAUUAACAUCAACAACAACACCACCAUCAACACCACCCCUAUUAACUACGAGUCAAAUUGCCACCUCUGUUGAAAAUUCAUUAUCAUUACUAACAUUGGCCAAUAUCAAUACCACAACAACAACAACAUUGAGUGGUACAUCAUCCAUCUUGAGAGUGAAUUCUCAACAUUUUCAAGUCAUGAUUGUCUUGCAACAUAAUGCCACAAAUGUCACAAAAGAUUAUCGAGUAGUCGAUCCUCAUCAUGAUAACCUCAAUCAUGAUACCAAUUCUUAUUAUUCUCUUUCAUUACCCACAUUACAACAAGAACCUUCUCUUUCUCAAUUAUCCUUUGGUGUCAUCAAGUAUGAUCAUACUGAAUACUCGAAUAUUUCAAGUCAUGUUCAAUCUCAUCAUCAUCAUGAUACAUGGAAUAUCUAUCAAUCUCAUCAUGAUUUAUGGAAUAUCUAUCAAUCUCAUCAUGAUACAUGGAAUUAUUAUCAAUCUUUCAUUCCAAUGACACAAAUUUUACAACUGAGACCACUCUCUCAACAUGAUGGAUCGUAUUCACCACUCACUCAUUUAUCAACACCCUUUAAUUUAACUUUUUAUAUUGAAAAAAGAAAUGAAACAUGGCAUGAAGGAGGAUACUUGUUGAAACCAAUCUAUUCAUGUAAAUAUUAUAAUGAAACGUUUAUGAAAUGGCAAAGUGAUGGAUGUCAUAUGACAACCAUCGAUACACGACUCAAUUCAUCCACAAUCACAUGUUCAUGUCAUCAUACCACUCGAUUCUCUGCAUUUGUGGAAUAUGUGAACAUUCCAUUACAAGAACGACCCAUUCAAUCGAGUCUUGCCAUUGCACACAUGAUAUUCAGUUCUAUAUUUGUAUGCAUGAUGGUGAUCAUUUUGAUCCUAUUGAUGGUGUUGAGAAAAUCUCAACCUGUGAAAUCUCGUUUUAUUACUCCUUAUUUGGCAUUAAUUUCAUUAUUGGUUGAGAAUGUAUUUAUUGGAAUUAUUUCAAAGAGUAUUUUAUUAGCAUCCAAUGAUCGUACGAGUGCUAUGAAUACUAUGAAUACUACAACAAGUACCAUUCUAUUGACACAUAUUUGUGCCAUGAUUGCAACUUCAUUUCGUGCCAUUGCUAUUUGGUGUUAUUUGAUCAUGUCCAUUCGAUUUAUUAUUCAUCGAUAUUUUUAUGAAUGGAUGAUGCACGUUUCUUCUUCAUUGAGUCAUGUUCAUAAUGUUCACCAUUCUGAUCAUCAUUCUUCAACCCAUGUGAAUAUUAUUAGGAAUAGUCAUGGUAAUAAUAAUAAUAACAACAAUCCAAGUAGUGCAUCUCAUCAUGAUGGUCAUCAUCAGAAUGGUAAGAAUCUCAGUUUCAAUCUCAUUCGAUAUUUCAUUGUAUUGAAGAAACAACGUGUUUUGGUCGUGUCAAGUAUUGCCAUUGGUGUGUUCAUUGCACUCUACUUUAUGAUUUUUAUCAUUCUAAGAUCAUCAUUUGUUGGUGGUACUGAGAACAACAACAACAUGAAUGGUGGUGGUGGUCCUAUGGUGGUUACAACAACAACAACCAUUCUCACAGAUACUCAAUUCACACUCUCUACCACCAUUUCUCUCUUCAUUUUCAUGCUCGUCAUGACUGCCAUCAUUAUUGCAGUGUAUGGUUUGGAUUUUUAUUUAGAUCGACAUUGUCGACAAUUGAGAGAUGAAUGGGUGGAUAUUUCUGAAGAAUUGAACGAAGUUGAACGUUUAUUAUUGAAUGAGGAUACGACUAGUAAUCUGGAUAAGACAACAAUUGCCUCUCCAAUGGUAUCGUCAUCAUCAUCAACCAACUCCUCUCCUCCUCUUGUUGCUUUGAGUCGUCAUGGUCGUAGUGGUGCUGAAGAGGAAGUUACAUUGACUUCAACGACUGGAAUAAGUACUACGACAGUCGCUACUACUACAACAACAACCACAACCACAACGGUUACAACGAGUCUUACCGAAAAAAAGGCUCAACCACCACAUGGUCGUUCUCAGCACCAAGUCGUGCUAGCCUCACUUCUCAACCAACACAAAGUUCAGAAAGUAUUCCAUGUCUUAUUUUCAAAUGACAAACUCAUGUUCAGACCUGAAGCCAUCUUCUUCUUAGCAGGAAUGUUAUUCUUUGUGAUUUCUUAUGGUUUAGGAUUUGCUACAGUGAGUACACGAUAUUUGAGUGUUCAUGAACAGAGUUCAGCAACAACAACAACCUCGGCAACAACAACAUUUACUGACUUGCUCGAUGCCAUUGGCUUUAUCUUUGAAGUAUUAAUGACAUUGUGCUUUAUGAUUGGUUUUGGAGGCUUCUCUGUCGUGUGGGCUCUCAUCACUGAAUAUAGAAAGAAAAAGGCUUGUCCCUCUUCUUCCUCAUCAGCAAGCUACUCGACGACUACAACCACCACAGCAGUAAGAAGAAAUAACAAUGAUUUGGAGGCACUUGCUGAGCAAUUUGAUGUGUAUAAUCUCUUAAAGAACAAGCACCUCAUCAAACUCUUUCGUCAAUUUGCCAAACUCGAAAUGUCCUUAGAGAAUUACAUGUUAUGGAUGAGAAUUGAGAAUACCAAACAUCAAUUUCAGUACUUGUGGACCUCCAAUGGCCUCACAAACAGCAACAAUAAUGAGGACGCAUCUUCAAUCUCUACUAGUAACAGAAAUAGUAUGGAUCGAAAUGAUGAAGCAUGGACCAGCCUAAUUCAAGAAUUGAAUCGAUGGCAACAUCAACACUUGAAUCAGGACUCUGAAAUGGCUGUUAAUAUUAGCUCUCUCGCGAGAAGACAGUUUUUAACUGCAUACAAAUUAUUGGAAACCAAGUUAUUGAAUGUCAUCAAUCAUGAUGAUACAUUGAGUAGAGAGGAUAUGAUGAAUUUGAGACAAGCCAUCCGUGAAGGUAUUGACGCCUUAAAUAAUGAUGUCAUUUACAAUUUGAUGGACACCUAUUCGAGAUUUGUCAUUACUGACGAGUAUAAGACGUUAAAAGAAGUUGAAAAAUCUUCAAAAGAAGUCAUGACAUUCCAACUUUUUAAUGAGUAA